AUGCUGACGACGCUUGCGAAUAAUCCUCACAUCAAGGUCUUCGACAACCCUUCGUCACCCGCGUCUUACAUCCUCACCUACCUCGAUACGAAGCCGCCCUCGCAAAGACUAGCCGUUGGUACAUGCACGAAAAUCCCGCCAAGUCCCCAAUCCUUCCGCGAGAACCCGCGUUUCCUGGACAUUCUUAACGAGGUCAUCACCGAGUACGGACACGAGGACGAAGACGUCGUCAGCCAGGCCCGAGCCUUGGCCAGCCCCGGCGGCUUCUCCUUGGGCUCCGGGGGCUCCUUCUUCCCGCAACAGCGCCUAGACAGACGUGCAUCUCGCAAGCAGGGCGGCGGCGGCGGGGGCUGGGUGCAUCUGAGCGACCGCCGAAACCCUCCGGACUUUGGCAGAAUAGCCUGGCCCGAGGACAUCCUGGGCAGCGUCGAGGUAGAUCAUGGGGGACAGGUGGUGGGAAGAGUGCAGGGCAGUGGAACAUACAGACUCGUGACCAACGAGGGAAUCCUUGGCUUGAGCCCGUUUCUGAGGGAGAAGCUGGUGGACAGGCUCAGGAAAGAAGAGGCCAAGGAACGGGCGUCGUGA
Messenger RNA from Hirsutella rhossiliensis, 585 nucleotides. RefSeq lists its product as uncharacterized. The transcript is spliced from 4 exons. The record is from RefSeq and is a predicted model, not a curated record. Lineage: Eukaryota; Fungi; Ascomycota; Sordariomycetes; Hypocreales; Ophiocordycipitaceae. The coding region runs from base 1 to 585 and encodes 194 amino acids.